AUGAAUUCACUUGCUUCAAUUCUUUAUUCAUCAUCAUCAGCUAAUACAAAAAAACGUAAAAAUCUAUCUUUACAACCUAAUUUAAAAUCAAUAUCAACAAAACAAUCACGAUGUCAAGUUGGUAUGUUGUUACGUUCAUCAACACCUAAAACGCCUUUACAACCAAGAAAAAAGACAACCAUAACAGCUCAUCCGAUAACAUUGUCAAAUUCUUCAUCUUCAAUAUUAUCAUCAACUAAUUCAACACAAAGUCCUCGUUGUUCAACACCAUUGUUUGCUAAACAACGACGUACACGUCCAUUUAUUGUUUGUGAACUUUGUCGACAACAUGCAUUUCAAACAAUAAAUUAUCAACGAAAUAAAAUUCAACAUAAUCAAAUAAAAACAUCUAAUGAUAAUCAACAAAAUUCUCAUCAUCAUUCAGCUACAUUACAUUAUUAUCAAUAUCAAACUAAUACGAGUAGUAUUCAUUCUCAACGACGUUCAUCAAUUGAUCAACUUCUUGUUUGGAUAAUCUAA
This is a messenger RNA of Rotaria sp. Silwood2, 519 nucleotides long. The record is from the annotation of a GenBank genome assembly. Lineage: Eukaryota; Metazoa; Rotifera; Eurotatoria; Philodinida; Philodinidae.